This is a messenger RNA of Klebsormidium nitens, 1179 nucleotides long. Lineage: Eukaryota; Viridiplantae; Streptophyta; Klebsormidiophyceae; Klebsormidiales; Klebsormidiaceae. The record is from the annotation of a GenBank genome assembly.
AACUGCAGAAAGAAGCAUGCGCAAACUGGCCUGCUGGCGGCACAUGCAACGGAGGAGAGGGCUCCCUCAAGGCUCAAGCUCGAGAUCGCCUCAGCUCAGAUCAGCAGACGUGUCCGCGCCCCCGUGGGCUGUGAUCAGGACACCUCAAAAGUUCCUGCCAGGUCGCCUUCCUUGAAGCUGCGCUAUCCGCAAAGUCUGUGGAGCACUCCUCUGCUUCUUCAAGCUUCGAGCAUCUCUUGAAGAGAAGGUAUUUAGGUAGCAAAGGUGCAGAAAUCCGAUCAAGCAACAAAAGCAAGAGCAAGCUGUGCAACUGGCAGCAGUGUUCAUUCGUUCCUUCAUUGACCUGCCUUUUCAAAUCAACUCUCUGCUACACACAGUGGUCAAUUGAGCAGCAAUAUCUGUUUCUGCAAGUGAUUUGCAAGCUUUUCCAAGUGAAAGAUGGGCAAAGGAUGGGGCAAAGGCCGGGGCAAAGGACAGGGCAAGGGUGCGGCCAAGAAUGUCGUUGAGGAGCGGGGAUUUGGGGGGUACCCUCAGCAGUACGGAUACCCACAGCAGGGCUACCCGGCUUACAACCAGGGCGCUCCACCAGGCUACCCGGCAGGUGGUCAGACGUACCCGAACCCUGCAUAUGGAGGUCAGCCACAGUACUAUGGCGGUCGGCCACAGAGACCCCCCCAAAAUGGCGGUGGUGGUUUUCUGACAGCCUGCCUGGCGGCACUGUGCUGCUGCUGUGUCGUUGAUGAGUGCUUGGACUGCUGUUGUAUGAUGGCCGGGUAAAACAGUUGGAGCAGACUAGUUUUGGGAGAACUACCAAAGCAGAGAUCAGGGGCGCGCAGAUUUGUUCAUGCACAGACAAAAUAGUUGUUAAAUUUUACUGCAAUUUGUUGGGGCUACAAUUUAGUAGCUUGUCUUACAGUGAAAGGAGUCAGCCACAGGUUGGCUGUUUGAUCCUUGUUGGUUGGUUAUAGUUAACGCACGCAGGAAGUUUAUUAUGUACCAUAAUUGCUCCCGAAAUUGAAAUUAGAAAUUCAGUGUGAAACUUAAGUUUUGUAAGAACAUUCUUUUGAAAUAACCUGCUGAACGUUGAGAAACAUCACUUCUUCAUUCAACGGAAAUGUUUGUGCAAAGUCAACCCUCAAUUGAACCUCGAUUGAUAUUUUAAGUGAACAGAUAUGACAU